UAUUUGCACUUGCCCAAUAAUGUUUGUUCUACCAAAAUAAGCAGUAUUAAUAUUUGUUUGUUUAUAUAUGAUUCAAAACUGUCUUUAAUUAAUCUAAGAAUUGUUUGAAAAUAUAUUAACAGGAUAAUUAAAAUGGCUGGAACUUAUUAUUUUGUAAUUGUUGGCCAUUCUGAUAACCCCAUUUUUGAAAUUGAUUUUAUACCAGUUACCAAAGAAGUAAAGAAGGAAGAUAACAGACAUCUAAACCAAUUUAUAGCCCAUGCAGCCUUAGAUUUGGUUGAUGAACAUAUGUGGAAGGGUACAAGUACUUAUCUUAAGUCUGUAGAUAAGUUCAAUCAGUGGUUUGUCUCUGCAUUUGUUACAGCUAGCCAGAUGCGUUUUAUAAUGGUUCAUGAUGCCAGAAAUGAAGAUGGUAUAAAAAAUUUCUUCACAGAUGUAUAUGAAGCAUAUAUAAAACUUAUGUUAAACCCAUUUUACAAAGAAGACACAGUUAUUACCUUCUCAGCAUUUGAGAAGAGAGUGCAGUUACUUGGGAAGAAAUACUUGACAUAGCCCAAGUUUGAUUUGAAGGGCUUUUUGUUGAAAGACUGAAUUUAUGUGACACUAAAAUAAGGUGAAUAGACAACUUCAGAGUGCAAUGGUGACUCAUACUUCCUACAAGUGCCCAUAAAACAGAUUUUUAGAAUCAUAACAUAAUUAUUUUUAAUCUAUGUUGUUAUUAUUUGAUUAUAUCAUUAUUUGCCUGGAAAGUUGUUUACUAUUUUAAAGAAAAAGGUUGCUACUG
Molecule: messenger RNA, 784 nt
Organism: Pieris brassicae (large cabbage white)
Lineage: Eukaryota; Metazoa; Arthropoda; Insecta; Lepidoptera; Pieridae
Gene: Trs20
Product: trafficking protein particle complex subunit 2
Exons: 3
Coding region: 133-552 (139 amino acids)
Biological process (GO): endoplasmic reticulum to Golgi vesicle-mediated transport
Cellular component (GO): TRAPP complex; cytoplasm; nucleus
Source: RefSeq, a predicted model, not a curated record